Orycteropus afer afer is the source of this 591-nucleotide messenger RNA. It is a transcript of the gene GINS1, whose product is annotated as GINS complex subunit 1. The record is from RefSeq and is a predicted model, not a curated record. Lineage: Eukaryota; Metazoa; Chordata; Mammalia; Tubulidentata; Orycteropodidae. Gene Ontology annotation, cellular component: GINS complex. The coding region runs from base 1 to 591 and encodes 196 amino acids. The transcript is spliced from 7 exons. Gene Ontology annotation, biological process: DNA replication; DNA strand elongation involved in mitotic DNA replication.
AUGUUCUGUGAAAAGGUCAUGGAGUUGGUCCGCGAGCUGCACCACACUCCAGAAGGGCAGCUGCCUGCUUUUAAUGAGGAUGGACUCAGGCAAGUUCUGGAGGAGAUGAAAGCUUUAUAUGAACAAAACCAGUCUGAUGUGAAUGAAGCAAAAUCAGAUGGACGCAGCGAUUUGAUACCAACCAUCAAAUUUCGACACAGUUGUUUGUUACGAAAUCGACGCUGCACUGUAGCAUACCUGUAUGACCGGUUACUUCGGAUCAGAGCAUUUAGAUGGGAAUAUGGCAGUGUCUUGCCAAAUGUUUUACGAUUUCACAUGUCUGCUGAAGAAAUGGAGUGGUUCAGUCAUUAUAAAAAGUCUCUUGCUACGUAUAUGAGGUCAUUGGGAGGAAAUGACGGUUUGGACAUUACACAGGAUAUGAAACCUCCAAAAAGCCUGUACAUUGAAGUGCGGUGUCUGAAAGACUAUGGAGAAUUUGAAGUUGAUGAUUGCACUUUUGUUGUAUUAAAAAAAAACAGCCAGCAUUUUUUACCUCGUUGGAAGUGUGAACACUUAAUCAGACAAGGCAUUCUGGAGCAUGUACUAUCAUAG